Messenger RNA from Cryptomeria japonica (Japanese cedar), 2261 nucleotides. RefSeq lists its product as uncharacterized. The coding region runs from base 112 to 1803 and encodes 563 amino acids. Gene Ontology annotation, cellular component: cytosol. The record is from RefSeq and is a predicted model, not a curated record. The transcript is spliced from 2 exons. NCBI's taxonomy places the organism in Eukaryota, Viridiplantae, Streptophyta, Pinopsida, Cupressales, Cupressaceae.
UUUUCAUAUGUAACAUAUCCCCAGCACCUCCUGAAGUGCCCAGUACACUUCAUCUCUAAACCACAAACCCUGUUAUAAGUUUGAAUCUAACGCAUUUACAAGAGAAAUCGAAUGGAAUGUGAUCGAAAUACUCUGAGAGAGCUUGCACUCUCUAUUGCAGAUCACCCACCUUCAGAUUUCAACUUAAUCCUGCAAUUCUUCGUAUCUUCUUCUCGCUCAGAUAUACACAGAAAAAAGUUACCAGUCUCCCCAUUUCUUAACUAUCUUUCCUCCCUAAGUGAGGCCUGUAACGAUGAGAAAACAGAUUCAAAUAUACUCGUCUGCACGGUUUUAAAGAUACUAAGAAACCUCUGUGCUGGAGAAAUAAAAAACCAAACUUCGUUUGUUUAUGAUGGGGGUUUGGAAAUCACUGCUUCUCUUGCAAAACAAUUAAUAUUUCAGUGCAGUCGUAACCCUAGUAUUGAGAGAAAUUCGUUUUGUGAAGGCUCAGAUGUUUGCCAGAUGAUUUUGCAGUUACUGGGGAACGUUUGCUUGGCAGGAGAGGAGCAACAAUCUGCAAUAUGGCGAGCAUUUUUUCCUCACAUUUUUGCAGGUUUUGCAUCAAUUCAAAAUGCUAAAAUAUACGAGCCUUUGUGUAUGGUCAUAUGCACCUGUUGUAAGAACAGCCAGGGACGUCUCAAGGAGAUAUGUGGAAAUGAUGGAUACCCAAUUUUUGCAGGCCUUUUGAGUACAUCACAGAAAGUCAGGAUCGAAGCCAAUUGGCUGGAGCUCCUCCUUACAAAGAUAUGCUAUGUUGAACCAUAUUUUGUACAUUUAUUUACUGGUUUAAGUUCACUAGAAGUUUCUUCAGCCAGGGUAGGGGAUGGAAGAGAAAUCUUUUGUUUGGAACAGGCACUUCUCUUAUAUGUGAUUGCCAAUUUUGCGACUCACCAAAUGGAAGAAUUCUCACUGUUAGUGAAUUCAAAGGAGUGCAAAUCUGUUGUGAGGGAAUUUGUAACAUUUAUUGUUGAGAUUGUACGGAAAUCUGAGGGAAGCAUUGAUUUCAGAUCUGUGAAUCCUCCAACACUACCAACUGGAUUGCCUGCUAUUGAUGUCUUGGGUUAUUCCUUAAAUAUACUCAGGGAUAUCUGUGCCUCUGAGGACUUUCCUUCCUCCUCUGCAGACAUACACCAAAAUCAAGAAAAUGGAAAAGAAUAUGUAGGAAAUUCUCUGGUUUCAUCUGAUCUCAUACAACUGAUGAUAGAUUUGCUUCGGGAGCUUGGUCCUCCUGAGGCUGUAAAGAAAGCCACAAGGCAAGCUAGCACAGGAAGUUCAAAUCCUUGUUCAACAGCUCUCAAUCAGUCUAAAGAAAUGACAGAUGGUAGUCCUAGCAAAAUCAUGAGAAGCACUGUAGCAGAUAUGUGUGAAGACCCUUCUUUGUUACACGAUGGGGAUAAAGACAGGGCAGUUCAUGCUUCUCAAACAGGAGUAGUGUGCCCUUACAAAGGCUAUCGGCGAGACAUUGUAUCAGUCCUUGCUAAUGCUAGCUUUCGGAGGAAGCACGUCCAAGAUCAGAUUCGAGAAUGUGGUGGUUUAUUUAUAAUUUUGCAACAUUGUGUAGUUGAUAAUGAAAAUCCAUUCUUAAGAGAAUGGGGCUUAUGGGCAGUAAGAAAUUUACUAGAGAACAAUAGAGAGAACCAGAAACAAGUUGCUGAGCUGGAGCUGCAAAAUUCUGUAAAUACAUCGGCAAUUGCAGAAAUGGGCCUGAGAGUAGAAAUUGAUCCAAAUUCAAGAAAGCCGAGGCUCUUUAAUUUAGCUACCUAGUAUAUAAAUGUAGGGUACACUCCAAACACAUGAAGUGGAUACCUUGGUAAAAAGAAGAAUUUCAAAGCACUGGCCGAAUCUAAUUUGUCUUCUCUGUGUGCUUUACUUGGGGAUGUAACCAAAGAAGUUGCAGAAAAUCUGAAAGAUGUUUGAUAAAUCUCCAAAGGAGAUGGUGAAAUAGAUUAUUUGUUAAAUCAGAUAUUCUACAACUGUUAAUGCUUUAUUUUUGUUUUUUCUAGAAUGCAUCUAUUUGUCUUCUCUGUGUUCUUUGCUCACGGAAGCUCUCUUGCUAGCAUUUCUAGGGUAAUUUCUCCUAUUCUUUUGUAUUCUUCUCUUGCAAUGCUUUUCUUGAGCUAUUCCCCUUUUUCUCAGUUUUAUUAGUUUCUAUCGUGGGAAGGAAGAUACUAUUGUAAUCAUCCAUUUCAAUUAAUGUGAAGUCUUAUUCUUCUUUCACUUUA